AUGGAGGAGGAAGAGCAUGAGAUCUACGGUGGAGAGAUCCCCGACGAAGUCGACUCGGUUGCCGACGUCGAAACCUCUAACACCGCCGCGGUACUCCUUCCUUGCCCUCCCUCGAGAUCACACAAGGAAUUGGGCGAGAUGAAGAAGCGGCUCAAGGCGAUGGACGAGGAGGCCGCUGCCCUGCGCGAGAUACAGGCAAAGGUCGAGAAGGAGAUGAGCGCCAUCCAAGAUCCUGCUAGCACAUCUGCAAGUGAAACAAGUAAAGCGGAGGUUGAUUCUCGAUCUGUAUUUGUUGGCAAUGUGGAUUAUGCUUGCACGUCGGAAGUAGUACGGAUGCAUUUCCAGUCAAGUGGGACAGUUAACAGGGUGACUAUUCUGACGGAUACAUUUGGCCAGCCGAAGGGUUUUGCCUACGUUGAAUUCCUGGAGCUCGAGGCUGUUCAAGAAGCUCUAAAAUUGAAUGAAUCUUUUUUACACGGCCGUCGAAUCAGAGUGACGGCUAAGCGAACUAAUAUCCCAGGAAAGAAGCAGUUCCGUCCACGGCGGUUCAAUCCAUACAUGGGACGACCCGUCAGGAGGGCGUUCAUGGCACCGCCACGUUUCUCCGCCCCUUACGGUUAUGGGAAGGCUCCCAGAUUCAAGAGCUCCAUGCGCUAUCGGCCUUUCUGAAACUAGACAGCCAUCUCAAGUCACAGUUACAGUAGUGGGCUUUAGAUUGCUAGGGAUGAAAACAAAUUCCAUCAUUUGGGAAAGCGUCGUCAUUCGGUCGUGACCUGAGGAGGAUUUCACAUUGUCUCAUUUUAAAAAUGGUUUGC
This is a messenger RNA of Musa acuminata subsp. malaccensis (wild Malaysian banana), 815 nucleotides long. Its product is annotated as polyadenylate-binding protein 2-like. The record is from RefSeq and is a predicted model, not a curated record. Gene Ontology annotation, molecular function: poly(A) binding. NCBI's taxonomy places the organism in Eukaryota, Viridiplantae, Streptophyta, Magnoliopsida, Zingiberales, Musaceae.